Molecule: messenger RNA, 2088 nt
Organism: Microplitis mediator
Lineage: Eukaryota; Metazoa; Arthropoda; Insecta; Hymenoptera; Braconidae
Product: putative glutathione-specific gamma-glutamylcyclotransferase 2
Exons: 4
Coding region: 1196-1933 (245 amino acids)
Biological process (GO): glutathione catabolic process
Cellular component (GO): cytoplasm
Molecular function (GO): glutathione specific gamma-glutamylcyclotransferase activity; gamma-glutamylcyclotransferase activity
Source: RefSeq, a predicted model, not a curated record
UCUGUAAUUUAAAAAAUUUAUUUAAACCAAAUAUUCAAAUUUAAAUCUCCAAUUUCUUAUUAUCAAUUAUCGCCACCAUUUAUUAAUAUCCAACACUAUUUUUUAAAAAAUAGUUCUAAAAAUCUAUAAAUUUUUAUAUUCAAUCAAUAAUUUUAUUAAUAUUUAAAAAUGUGUUCAUGUAUUGCCAUAAUGUGUUCAAACGGCUGUCACUGUGGUGGUAACUGUUAAAAAAAUAGUGCAAUUAUCAAAGUAAUUAAUAAAAAAAAAAACUUUAAGUGACUUAUAAACUUUAUAAAAAAACAAUAGGAAUGAUAAUCAAAAGAAAAUUUAAAAAUACCAAUAAAUUUAAAAACUAUAGUAUGGGAAUUAAAAGAGAAAUUAACAAGAAUUUAAUAAAAAAACAGAGUAUACAUUUUCACAUGGCUAAAAAGAGAAUAAUGACCUCGAAAGACAAUGAAAAAACAAAGUUACAUUUAAACUUUAUUUUAAAUAUUUAAAAAAGUAUCAUAUUUUAAAAUAAUUAUUAUUAUUAUUUAAAUAAUUUAUAAUGUUAAUAUUAUGAUAAAUUGUAUUGGAUUAAAAUGAUAGAUUAUUGAUACAUAAAAUGAGUAUCACACGUGUCUAGAGACAAGAGGAAAUAAGUGGGAGAAGAAAAUAACAGGAGAAUAGUUAUACUUAUAAUAUGUAUAAUAAAUAUAAGAACAAGUAUAGUAGAGCAAAGUAGUAGCUCUUUGGAUUCAACGUGUUCUAUCUGCAGGAAAAAAAUAUAAUAAAAGAUACCGAGGACUGAGAACAGGGGAAGCUUUUAAAGCUCAUCAGCAGUCAUCAGUCAUCAUUACUCCGUUAACUCUGUUGAGUAUCAGCCUCUUGAUAAAUAUCACACUCGAUAUAAAUAUUAAUUUGAAUGGAUAUCAGUAUUAUUAAAUUGGCGGGAAAAAUAUUUAUUUAAAUAAAUUAUUUAUUUUGUUUUUUAAAAAUUUUUAUUUCCACUAUGGAUUGAUUUCUUGAUGAAUUUAAAUUUAAAUUUAAAUACAAAAGACCGCGAGAAUUUGAAACAAAGAGAAACAAUAGGAUCAUUUGUUUAGUCAUAUUAUUUAUAUUUAUUUAAUUACACACAGUACUGUGUGUAAUUGGAUUUGAAGUUUUACUUUAUUACUGGUACUCAUUGUAAGAAGAAAAUAAAAAGAAAGUAGAGAUGGCGGAUAUAAAUGGACUAUGGAUCUUCGGAUAUGGAUCACUUUGUUGGAACCCAGGUUUUGAAUUUAACAGAAGUAUUACUGGUUGUAUAAAAGGAUUUGAACGCAAAUUUUGGCAAGGCAAUGCUACACAUCGCGGUACCAAGGAAAAGCCGGGUCGAGUUGUCACACUCGUUGAAAACAAACAGGAAAUAACAUACGGAAGAGCAUUUGAAGUAAAAGGCGAUGCAGCACUGCCGUAUCUUAAUAACCGGGAAUGUAAAUUAGGCGGUUACUUGACAACAAUAACAACAUUUUAUUCACGUGAUAAAAAAUUAAGUUUUCCUGUUGUUAUUUAUAUUGCUACUAAUGACAACGAGCACUGGCUUGGUGACGCACCUUUAAAAGACAUCGCAGAACAAAUAUUUAAUUCCAAAGGUCCUAGUGGCCAUAAUGUUGAAUAUCUUCUCAGAUUAGCCAAUUUCAUGCAUCGCUGUAUACCCGAAGCAUAUGACGAUCAUUUAUUUACACUAGAAACGUUGGUACGAUCUAAAAUAAAGAGUAAUAACUUGUGCUUACAUACUUUAAUGGGCCACCGUGAAUUCUCCAUUGAAUUAGAAUCAUCCGACUUGGAAAUAGGAGAGAGUAAUGAUGAUGAUGACGAUAAUAAUUUUAAUGGAAAUAAUGAAGCUCCGGUUAAUUCUUUUCAAUAUACAUCACGUAUUCCUGUCAAGACGCUGCGUUGUCUGAAACCAUAAUGAAUUUUUAUAUUAAUCAGCUUUUUAUUCAAAAUAUUUUUUAUAAUCAAUAAUCAAUAAUCGAUAAUGUAUUAAUAAGAAAAUCAAAUCUAAUAUGCUUGACAAGGUUCCAUACUCAACCACAAUUUAAUAGCUUUAUUUUUUUUAUAAUUAAU